Molecule: messenger RNA, 1916 nt
Organism: Sorex araneus (European shrew)
Lineage: Eukaryota; Metazoa; Chordata; Mammalia; Eulipotyphla; Soricidae
Gene: TRIM55
Product: tripartite motif containing 55
Exons: 10
Coding region: 74-1789 (571 amino acids)
Molecular function (GO): zinc ion binding
Source: RefSeq, a predicted model, not a curated record
UAUUUCCAGGAAACACUUGCAGAAACCCUUCGAGAACCCUUUGCCUGGCAGCACCAACGGGGACGGCCAGGAGAUGAGCGCAUCUUUGAAUUACAAGUCGUUUUCCAAAGAGCAGCAGACUAUGGAUAACUUGGAGAAGCAACUCAUCUGUCCCAUCUGCUUGGAGAUGUUCACAAAACCUGUGGUCAUUCUUCCCUGCCAGCAUAAUUUGUGUAGGAAAUGUGCCAGUGACAUUUUCCAGGCCUCUAAUCCGUAUUUGCCCACAAGAGGCGGUACAACUGUGGCAUCAGGGGGCAGAUUCCGCUGCCCAUCUUGUAGACAUGAAGUGGUUUUGGAUCGACAUGGGAUAUAUGGACUUCAGAGAAACCUGCUGGUGGAAAAUAUCAUUGACAUCUACAAGCAGGAAUCUACCAGACCAGAAAAGAAAUCAGACCAGCCCAUGUGCGAGGAGCACGAAGACGAGCGCAUUAACAUCUACUGUUUGAACUGCGAAGUGCCCACCUGCUCUCUGUGCAAGGUCUUUGGGGCACACAAGGAUUGCCAGGUGGCGCCCCUCACCCACGUGUUCCAGAGGCAGAAGUCUGAGCUCAGCGACGGCAUUGCAAUCCUUGUGGGGAGUAACGAUCGAGUGCAGGGCGUGAUCAGCCAGCUGGAGGACACCUGUAAAACCAUUGAGGAAUAUUGCAGAAAACAGAAGCAGGAUCUCUGUGAAAAGUUUGAUUACCUGUAUGGCAUCCUGGAGGAGAGAAAGAAUGAAAUGGCCCAAGUCAUUACUCGAACUCAAGAGGAAAAACUGGACCAUGUUCGUUCCCUGAUCAAAAAGUAUUCUGAUCAUUUGGAGAAUGUGUCAAAAUUGGUUGAGUCUGGAAUCCAGUUCAUGGAUGAACCAGAAAUGGCAGUGUUUUUACAGAAUGCUAAAACUCUGUUACAGAAAAUUUCUGAAGCAUCGAAGGCAUUUCAGAUGGAGAAAAUAGAACAUGGUUAUGAGAAUAUGAACCACUUCACAGUCAACCUCAAUAGAGAAGAAAAAAUAAUACGUGAAAUUGAUUUUUACAGAGAGGAGGAAGAAGAAGAGGAAGAAGAAGGAGAAGGAGAAGGUGAAGGAGAAGGAGAAGGAGAAGGAGGAGGAGAAGGAGGAGAAGGAGAAGGAGAAGAAGGAGAUGGAGAUGGAGAAGAACGAGAAAGAGAAGAAGUAGCAGAAAGAGAAGAGGUAGAAAAUGUCCCAACAGAGUCCUGGGGAGAAGAGGAAAGUCCAGAGGAAGUCUUGGAGACCCCUCCGCUGGCUUUAGAGCUCCAGGAUGGACCAGGGAAUCUUCCAGUUUCCUCCGCAGAGGCACUUCUUGUCCUGCCACCUGCUGCAGACGCCCUGGUGACACAGGGGGAGGUUGUGCCCACUGGCUCUCAGCAGACCACAGAGUCUGAAACUCCAGUUCCGGCAGCAACGGACCCUGCGGAUCCCUUGUUUUACCCUAGUUGGUAUAAAGGCCAAACUCGGAAAGCCACCACCAACCCACCUUCCACCCCCGGGAGCGAAGGUCUGGGGCACAUAGGGCCUCCAGGUUCUGAGGAUGCGAAUGUGCAGAAGGCAGAAGUGGCAGAAGCUGCAGCCAAUGAGAGGGCAGCAGUGAGUGGUAAGGAAACUAGUUCACCUGCAGCUACUUCUCAGAUUGGAUUUGAAGACCCUCCCCUCCAGGGACAGGCCGCAGCAUCAGGGAGUGGAAAUGGAGCUGAUUCUGAGCUGGCUCGGCAUGUCUUCUCCUUCUCCUGGUUGAAUUCCCUGAAUGAGUGAUGCUCAUUUCUGCUCUGUUUGUCUUACUAAAGUAAUGCAGGCAUCAAGCAACCUAAGUGAAAAUAACCUGAUGCAGAUGAUGGGAGGGACCUCUGAACAGGAUUUCUGCAAAUAAGUGAAAAAUAGA